This is a messenger RNA of Pistacia vera, 1888 nucleotides long. Its product is annotated as F-box/kelch-repeat protein SKIP20-like. Gene Ontology annotation, biological process: regulation of phenylpropanoid metabolic process; negative regulation of cytokinin-activated signaling pathway. Gene Ontology annotation, molecular function: protein binding. Bases 191 to 1621 code for a protein of 476 amino acids. The record is from RefSeq and is a predicted model, not a curated record. NCBI's taxonomy places the organism in Eukaryota, Viridiplantae, Streptophyta, Magnoliopsida, Sapindales, Anacardiaceae. The transcript has a single exon.
GUCAAGCUCAUUGCCUCUACCUCUCUCUGUGAUUAUAUAUACAUGGCUUCAUAUGUUCCCACCCUCACCCUUCUAAAACAUUCUCAAUUCAUGAUCCUCCUUCUUCCUUCCACUAACAAUUUAACCACCAGUCAACCUUUUUUCUCUUCUUAAUUUCUUGUUCAUUACAUAUACAUUAUCUUUCUUCAAAAUGAUAGAACUUGCAGUCAGGAACUUGAUUCCAGGCCUUCCUGAUGAAAUAGCCAUGGAGUGUUUAAUAAGAGUCCCUUAUAUAUUCCAUUCCAAUAUGAAAUCAGUUUGCCACACUUGGCAAAACUUGCUCUCUAGCCUUUCAUUUUAUCAAGAAAGAAUCAAAUCUGGCACUGCAGAACAACUUGUCUGCCAAAUCCAACCUCUUCCUUCUCCCACUCCACCCUCUCAGGAAGAAGAAGAAGAAGAAGAAGAAGAUUCAACUCUUGUUGUUUCUGAGUUUCCAAGACUCGGAAACAUCAAGAAAGAAGAUGAAGACCAACAGCAACAAGACCACCACCACCACCACCACCGUCAUCAACAACAACAAGUUCAAGAGAUUAACAACACCCCACUUCAAUAUGGUCUCAGUAUCUACAACUACAACAAUCAAACAUGGCAAAGGAUAAGGCCAAACUUUGGUUCAGGUAAUAAUAAAACAUGGGGAGUUCCAAUGUUUUGUCAGUGUGUUACACUUCAAUCUUGUGGAAAGUUAUUGCUUUUAGGUGGUUGGGACCCUACAACUCUUGAACCAGUUCCUGAUGUGUACGUUCUUGACAUGGUUAAAGGCCCCAGCUGGAGGCGUGCAGCCCCUAUGUUAGUUGCACGUUCUUUCUUUGCGUGUGCGGUGGUUGGGGGGAGUAAAGUUUUUGUAGCAGGAGGGCAUGACAAUCAGAAGAAUGCUUUGAAAUCAGCAGAAGUUUAUGAUGUGGAGGCUGAUGAGUGGAGGAUGUUGCCUGAGAUGGAAGAAGAAAGAGAUGAGUGUCAAGGGAUGUGUUUGGAUGGUGAUGAUAGAUUCUGGGUUGUGAGUGGUUACGGCACUGAAAGCCAAGGGAGAUUCAGGGAUGAUGCCGAGUGUUAUGAUCCUGCAACUGGGAUUUGGUCUAAAAUUGAUGGGGUUUGGCCAUUUCCUAGUAUUAGCCCCAGAGGCACCACAACUCCAAUUGCUUCUAAUAAUAGUACCAGUGGAAAGCAAUGUCAGUGGCUGUGGUUCUUGUCAAAAGAGCAACAAAUAUUGCAGCAACAACAUGAGGGGGUAAAUUUGAUUGCAAAAGAGUAUGAAGGUAAGGAGAGGAAGGUGAGUUCAAUUGUUGGACUUCCCAAUACUAUUGUUGGGACAUCUCCAUGUGUUAGUGUGACAAGGCUUGAAGAUUGUGCCAAAGGUAAUAAUAAGGGUGAGCAGAGGGUGUUUGUGAUGACUGGAAAUGGAAGUAGAGGAACAUCAUCAUCAUCAUCAUCAUCAUCAUCGUCAUCAUCGUGCAGUGAAUGUGAAGGAGAAGGGGCUUUCAUAAUGGAGAGAGAUAAUAGGAAUGGUAACACAAAGUGGACUCAUGUGCACAUGCCUGCUGGCUUUUCUGGCUUCCCAUACUCUGCUUCUCACAUCCUUUUCUGAAAAACUUAAAAGACAUUUUGGUUUGUUUUAGUAAGUGAGAAUUAAGAUAGAUUAAGAGAGAGUUAAGUUAGGUUAGCAGUUAAUUAUAUCAUCUGAGUGUUUUUAUUAGAGAUGAGGAGAUGUAUUAUGCCUUCAAAGUUUUGUGCUUUUUGGAUAGUAAAAUAUAAUAGACGGAGAUGGAGCCUCUUUUGGCACUUUUUCUUAUCAAUUAUUGAGCCAUGUAGUUGACCGUUCUCAGUUUGAUUAUCUAUUGCUAUUAGACAUAAA